UAUGCCUUGUCGAAAAAUAAGAAAGAGUCAAAGACAUUAUUUGGCAACGUUCCAAAUUUCACCUUUCAUCCGUUCAAUAAACUGUGAGCUCAAAUAGUUUUUCACUCAAUAUUUGGUCAAGUAUGACGGAUAUAUCCACUCUCCGACGAAAUGGAAGUCAUCAGACCAUUCAGUCGGACAACCGAGGUCAAUUUGGCAACCUUUGGCGUCACGUUCAAAGGUUGAACUCGUACCCUCAAAUCUUAAUCGACUUUCAAGCCAAGACGUCCAAUUACGAACGGAUCCGGUAUGCCUUACCAUUCUUGGAGUGCGUGAAAUUGGUGCCCAUUUUCCGACUCAAAGACUCAACAUUGGCUGAAAGUAACCGUCUCAAAGGGAACGAAUACUUCAAAAAGAAAGACUUUGCCAAUGCCAUGCGGCUCUACAACACAAGCAUUCUCAAUGCGCAGCAUGAAUUGGAUCCAGAUAAGACGUUGAGCUUGGCCGUAGCCAAUCGCUCGGCUUGUUGGCAUCACAUGAAUGAACCUGAAAUGGUGAUCCGAGACAUCCAGUAUGCCAUUGCCAUGGGCUAUCCCGACAAACAGAAGUAUAAGCUCUAUCUUCGUCUGGCAAAGGCUCAGAGAAAUUUGGGACAAACAACCAAGGCCCUCACCUCGCUCAUGAUAGCUAAGUCAACUCUAACCGCCACGGAAGAAGGCAACAUCAAGGAGGCGGCCCUCAAACAAAUUCAACACGACCAAGAGGAAAUCAAAGCCGACACGACUCGCCCAGUACUCCAAGGCCCUGGGGCAAACACACUCCAUCCACCUUCGGCUGGGAAGGAAGCAGAGGGUCGAAUACGGGUCGAAUUUGAUCCCAACCUCGGCCGGCAUGUUGUAGCCGCUGCGGAUUUGCAAGUGGGAGAUUUGCUCCUCCAAGAGUCUCCUUAUGCAUCUGCCCUUUACCCCGAGCAGUUUGGGUCACACUGCCAAGAGUGUCUCCACCCCCUUAAAGCCUUCAUUCCGUGUCGAACUUGUAGCGGAGUGGCGUUCUGCUCGGCGGAAUGCGCCCAAAAAGGUGAAGUUUAUCAUAGAGUAGAAUGUCAGUUCGCCGAGGCUUUGCGGGGAUUUGGAUGCAGCCAGGUGGCUCGUCUGGCAUUGCGGAUGAUCUCUCAGCGAAAAUUUGAUGACGUCAUGGCCUUAAAGAUGCAACUUCAGUCCUUCAAGACGGAUCAAGAGACCCCCGCCGAUCUGGAUCCGUAUGUUCAGGCUUAUAACUUGUCCGGCAACGAUGAGCAGCGUGAGGCCGAUGACCAAUUGGAGAGAGCCCUCAUGGCCUGCCUUUUGUUGCAGACAUUGGAAAAGGGCGGUUAUUUUCCACCUCACUUCUCCGACUUUGAGUAUGUGUUCAUUGGGUCGCUCUUGUUACGCAAUCUCCAAGUGCUGCAAUUCAACGCCCACGAAGUCUAUGAGAUCCUUCGACCCGACCGAGUGAGCUUGACGCCUAGUAAAAGUCAUCAAAUUGCAUUGGCCAUCUAUCCCAGGGCUUCUUACUUUAACCACUCGUGUCAUGGGGAAGUGGGUCGAUUCUUCAACGGCAAGACCAUGGGCCUUCGAGUUCUCAGACCGAUCAAGAAAGGCCAGGAAAUUCACGACAAUUACGGCCCCACUUUCUAUUUGAAGGCCUUCAACGAGCGCCGUAGGGAGCUGGAUGCGCGUUAUUGGUUUCAAUGCGGAUGCACCGCUUGUCUGGAGAAUUGGCCUUUGUUGGCUCGACUUCCCAAGUCCGAACCCAGACAAGAGGUUGAAAAGGCCUUUCAAAGUGGAUGCGAACACAUAAAGAACGGCCAAGUUGAAUCUGCCAUCCGGGAUUUUGCCGUGGUCUUACAUCAGGAAUGCCAGCUCUCCGAGAUGAGGAUGCCCUCUCAGGGCUACAUUAAAGCGGAAGAUAAGAUACGAACGUGCAUCUCAAAUUACGGCAAAGCCGUGUUUAUUGAUAAGAUGCUCAAAUAAACAAAAAAGCCAUUAAAAAUACUGAAUCAUGU
This is a messenger RNA of Tigriopus californicus, 2023 nucleotides long. RefSeq names its product SET and MYND domain-containing protein 4-like. Lineage: Eukaryota; Metazoa; Arthropoda; Copepoda; Harpacticoida; Harpacticidae. Gene Ontology annotation, molecular function: protein binding. The transcript is spliced from 3 exons. The coding region runs from base 123 to 1991 and encodes 622 amino acids. The record is from RefSeq and is a predicted model, not a curated record.